Molecule: messenger RNA, 273 nt
Organism: Pieris macdunnoughi
Lineage: Eukaryota; Metazoa; Arthropoda; Insecta; Lepidoptera; Pieridae
Source: the annotation of a GenBank genome assembly
AUGUUUAUACCUAUUGAAAGCCGCCUGCCUACACAGCCUGUUAUUUAUGAGUGUACUCUGACAUCAGAAACAACUUUGGGUGCCGGGGCCGCGGGUGCAGCGGGGGCUACCGUCAUCGGUGCUGGUGCUGCUUUAGCCUUAGCCGUAGCAGCAUGGCGAGCAGCAAGACGAAGGCGCGCUCCAAGAAAAGCACCCCCGUCUUCUCAGCUUGAUAAACCAACAGAUCAUGACGAUGCCGAGCCGGAUCUUAUACCCAAUAAUUACUGUAAGUAA